Xyrichtys novacula (pearly razorfish) is the source of this 19831-nucleotide messenger RNA. The record is from the annotation of a GenBank genome assembly. NCBI's taxonomy places the organism in Eukaryota, Metazoa, Chordata, Actinopteri, Labriformes, Labridae.
GCACUUAAACGCACCAGUCGACACACUCCGGACAGCCGACGGUGGAGGAGCCACUGAAGGAAUCCAGAAGUUGACUGAGCCAAGUUCACAUACCGUAAAGAAGGAGGAGUAACGAGCUCAUUCUUAAACGAGGAGGGUUAACUGUAAGUAUUGACUCCCCAGAUAACUAUCCCAGACUCUUGUAACUCUUCACUCAGUCGGUUUAAGUGACGACGUUAGGCGGUUGACAGGAAAGCGGAACUAGCUAACACAGGGAGCUAACUGGGCAGCAGCACGUUAGCUGAAGUUUCCACUCUGGACCCUACAGCCUUGUUUACCAAACUAGAGCCCAACAGGAACUCAUUAAACAAUGUAAGAAAACUUAUCUGUGCUUUAAAAAACUUUGGGGAACACUUUAUACUUCAUGUGAAACUCUUUUGUGAGGUUUUAAAGCGCUAUGUUGAGGAUUUAAGGGGUGUUUUCGGGGUGUGGGGGAAACUCCUUCUGGUCAUUCAACCAACAGUCACCUGUUUGUCAAAUGAUCCUGACUGAAUAACCUCACUUUCAGCACUUUUAACCAUCUCUCUGUUCGCAGGUUAACUAAAAUCACAUGCUUGGACAUAAAGUGGCUCUGUUUUAAUGAUUUACCAUCUGCCAUAGUCUCCCUUAUGUCAUCAGAUAUGUCAGACAGCUGCAGGUCUCUGAAACUCAGGACUCUUAUCUUUAUGACCUAUAAAACUCUCUUAAAGGGACCAAAGAUUGUGAUCUAGGUUUGGUCUCUACAGCAUGAUGUCAUUGGCCCUCAUGUUGUUUGUUUUGGUUGCAGCUCUGCGUUUUAAGUCGUCCUGAAACAUUGUACACCUUCUUUCUAACAAAAAUGAUAGUCCCCUUCAUGACCAAGAAGGGAAAAUAUAUCCAGACUUUUGAGUUUUUAAAAAGAUCAAGAUUAAGGAUAUGAAGACAGGAUGAUGACAAUGAGACAGGACACUAGUCAGAUCUGGAGGAACAGGUUUGGGUAGAGGAACGAGAAAUGUGUUUCCCCGUAGGAGCUGUUGUGUUACCACACUUUCUGUUGCUGCUGUGAAGAAACUCAGACAUGAACGGGUACGUCUUUUAAGCUUGUUAAAUUAUCCUUCCUGUGGCUGUGAUCACUGUAUUUUGUUGUCAAAGCGAUGAGCUGUUACUGUGUGUGAAGUGUGAAAAUGUAGGGCUUACUGUUUUCGCUGCACAGGCAACAAGAUAAAUGCAGCGUGGCGUUUGUGUGUAACAUUCUCAUUACUGAAUCAUGAGGAUCGAUCGAUAAUCCAGCCAUGCACACAUCUGCUUUACUGGCACAUGUAACUGAUCUUUAACUGUUGACAUGUGCGCCCGCCCUUGUUUUGGUCUCCUUUUUCAAAACAGCCCAUUCAGGGCUUGACACUAACUUUUUUCACAAGGAGCACAUGAAUCCUAAAUUAAAUAUAAGGAGCACACAAGGAACUUUAGGGGCACAAUGAAAAUUCAUCAAAUUUUAUUGGUUGACAUUAGGGCCUGACUGAUAUGGAUUUUUGGGGGCCGAUACCAAUUAUUAGUGGGGAAAAAAUUUGAUUUCUGAUUACUUGGCCGAUUUUUUUAAUUUUUUAAUGAAGUUAUCUAUAUAAAAAAAAAAUAUAUAUAUAUAUAUAUACAUACUGUAGAUAGGCUAAAAUUGGCCGAUUUAAUUGGCUUGCUGAUAAAUCGGUCGGGCCCUAGUUGACAUAAGUACUAUUAUUUGAAAUAGAUUUUUAGGUCUUUUGGUCACAUGACAUAGAAACUAUAGAAGAAAAUGUUCAAAAUUUGUCUUUUAAAUUUAACAAAAAAAAUGUUACGAGGACAAUUGUCUGACUUAAGUAUCAUUAUUUGAAAUCAAUCUUAGGUCUUUUGGUCACAUGACAUGGAAGCUGUUGAAGGAAAACAGCCUUUUUUUAGAAAAUCAACCGUUAAUUUAUUGAUGGUCCCUUAUUCAACACCGACGUUGACAGCGAGGAUGCCGAGCAGAUUACACCGCGCUGCUGUUGUUAUUCCCGGUUAUGGAGCGUGAGAAGACACCGGUAGAUCCGUUGUGAAUGUCUGUGAAAGUCUGUGGAAUACCAACCUUAAACUAACUUCACCGUGGUAGUUACAUGAAAUAACAUUUGUUGCCUCGGCUAAUUUUUUUAUGCGCACAUGUGCCUCUAAAUACAUUUAACAAUUCGCACACACCUAUUUUUAGUCGCAAAUGAGAGCGAAGUGGUCGCACUGUCGAGCCCUGCCAUAUGUGUGAAGGAAUCUACCUUCAGUUUCUUCGCCAUAAACUCUCAUCACCGUCUUGCCAAGUCCAAUGAUCUGUUAAAAAAGCAGUCAAGCCUGUGUGAACCAGGUGCCCUCUCUCCUAAAGGGAAAAAAACGCAGAGUCAACAACGUUAAAUCCUCUGAACUGUCUGCCAAGUAGACUAUCUGUUUUUCCCUCUCUUCUGUUUUUUUUUUUUCUAAAUCCGGAUGUUUAGAUGGUUCAGGUUUGAAAGGGAACUUGAAGUUCAGAGGUUGGGUGAAAAAAAACAAAGAAAACUUAAAACGUGAAAGGAAAAGACGAUGACAGGAGUGGAGGAAAAGGAAACAGGAAUAAAGCUGUGUUCCUGAGUAUUAUCUUUGAACCCCUGGAAUAAUGACAGAGUUUUGUGUCCUUGGAUGUGCAUCCCUUCUCCAUCGUAGAAAACAGGCUGAAGUUUCUGCCUAUGACGAUCUUGAUCUCACGUUACCAUGCGAGUCCGCUGCUUCGACAGUCGCUUCAGUGCAUCCUGUGAUGUGGGACUGCAUGAAGGUCACUUAUUGCACAAAUCACAUUUAGCUUGUAUUGGAUUUGUAUCUGUUAAACCGUUCUGCCACAGGCCCAGCACAUGCUGCGAUCAGAGUGUAUCUCUAAAUGGAUUACCUGGAUCAACACAGUGAGACCACACCUAUUCCUCAAGUCCUGUGUGCCUCUGCUGCUCUGUGGUGUUGAAUUCAUAUAAAAACUUGCAUCACUCACAACAGCUUCUUCUUUGCAAACUAAAAGCUCUCCAAAGGUUACUCCAGUUGUUGUGUUUCUCUGAGAGUGGCGCUCGUACCUCCGCUUAACUUUUAAAGCUGUUCCUCCCAUUAAAGAAAUAACCCUGAAAGCACAGAAAAUCGUCCAAUUUCACAGUAAUUGGUCGACCAUGAUCAGCGUAUCCUGCUGCUGCUGCUUUAAAGUCUCUCGGUGACAUGUCCUUGCUGUUGCACAGUUUUAUUCGGAACCCAGAGGAGCCGUCAAAUGUGAGCACAGAGAAGUAACCGUUGUAGUUGUUCCUUUUUAAUUGUUUGUUUUAUCGCUCUUUUUAUGUUUUAAAGCUAGUGUACUCUGUGUUUAUGCUUCACUGUAUUUUUAAUAGUAAAAACUAGGGCCCGACUGAUUUAUCAGCGAGCCAAUUAAAUCAGCUAAUUUUAGCCCGUUUGAGACUAAUCGGUUAUCGGCCAAAUCUCACCGAUUUCGGCCGAUAUUUUCAGAAAUAAACUGCGGAGAAUAAGAUUCAGUUUCACAUCAAAAAUGUUCCGCCAUUUGAAAAGUUCCCCGACUUAUCCUGUAGAUGGCGCAGCAACCUCAUGACAGUCUUCAUCCACUAACUCCCUCACAGCGCAGCAGUGACCGAUCUGAAGCAGGCAGCUCAGGGACGCACGGAGGAGAGUGGUCCACCUCAACGGUAAAUAAACCAGUUUGUAAAAUACACAAUAAGUCAACAAGUUUCAGUUCAACCCACUUCACCAUGUUCCCCGCUGUGCUGGUCUCGGUCAUGCCGAGUUAACGGUGAAGCACCAUGUAAUAUGCAAGUGAAAGUUAGAGUUAGCCAUCUGCUAUUAGCCUUGCUGCACUGUUAGCCGUGCCAGUAACAGUAGAAUAAACAACAGUACACAUUACGUGAUCGAGCUACUUCUCUUACUGAGGCAGCUGCAUGUCUCCGGACCGAACACGAGUAACGUGAGUUAAGACGCACCAAUCGGCGGCGGGGGGAGGGUGUAGUUGAAAACGCUUUUCUGGUCCGAGUUUGAUCAGUCGGUCUUCCUGUCGGCGUGAAGAGCAGUAGCCUACACUACAGUAUGUAGUAUACUGUAGUAUAAAGUAUACUGUAGAUAUCUACAAUAUAUAAUACACGAUUACAGAUCUUCCAGUAUUCUUUAUUUAGUCGGGCUCUGAUAUCACGCUCACUCCGUCACUGUGGUAACAUCAGUCAAAGUCAGAGAAAUUAGUUUUCAUGAUAAAUGAUCCUUUUAAUGCAGUUAUUGAAGAUGUAUGAUGAUGAUUUUGGCAGAAGAACCACAAACCGAGGGAAGAAAUCAAUAGAGUAUUGAUUUUUGUUCAGGCCAUACGAGCCAAAAGUGUUAUAAUUUAUCAUGUUACUGUUUUCAAUAGAACCAGGAUCAUUUAUUAAUACUCGGUAGAGAUUAUAAUUAGGACCUGCCACUGACAAUUACAGGCUAAAUGUUGCUCAUGGCAGCAAAAAAAAAAAAACCUCUGCUAUCAUCACAGCAGACAUAUUUUUCAAUAAAUAUGAUUUUUUUAUUUUAUUCAAAGGUUCAGGAAAGUGUUUGCCAAAGCCAGUGUGCAACUCUAGGCACUUAUAAGUCUGAGAGGCUGGUAGAAAUAUUCAGAGAUGGCCUGCCUCUGCUACAGGUGAAGGAAAGAACUCGGUGUCAGAAUCUGAUGAAUGUGGAAAACGGUGAAGCUGUUUUAUUGCAUAACUCUGAAGAAAAGCAGAAUUAGCAGUGGGAGUCGUCUGAUAAGUAAGGCGUCUCAUUUGAAAGAGAGAAUUAAUGAAUCAGAAAGAAGACCUGUUAAAGUCUCUCUACCAUGUUGAAAAGGCUUGUCUUUUUGUACUUGAACCAAUUUAAUCAAGCUUCACAAACCAAAACAAACAUUUUUCAUUUUCGAUGUGUCAUGUCGUGACAUUCAAGUGUCUUUUGUGCGCUCCUGCCGCUCACCAGCAGUAAAUCAUGAAAGUCCUUUACCUAUCACCGUCCCCUUAUCUCAGUGCUGCGUAGUUAGCAUAGAUUCUGCUGUGUUCACAAUAACAGGAAGCUGCUGCAGGCUCGACACACACGUCAGUUUUGCUUCAUAAUUGAAAUGGAUUUUUUGUUUCCUUGAUAGGCGAGCCUGCUGUAUUCGCUCAGACCUUUAAAAAGCCUUCAGGGCCAGGAAAAGAGUGGGAUUUGUUUAGGUUUUGCAUCUCUUUCUCUUCCCAGCGUGAGAGCGACGUGAACAUACACUGAUUCUCUCAUGUGUUCGAGCAGAGCCUCAAGAGUUUGAGGUGAGGCUGUGUGCUCAUUUCUCAUCAAAUGUAAACCACAGCUCAUAAUAUAAGUAAGAUUCCAGUCGAAAUAAAAAGAACAUUCUUGCUGAGUCACAGAGAAGAGUGACGUGACAGGGAAAACCCAAACAUGGAAAGUCUUUGUAAACUUUAUUUCCAACAAGACAACGUGAACGAGGCAACUGAUGGUCAAGAACAUCUAGAGCAGUGGAUUCAGCACCUGAUUCAAAUGAUCAGCUCGUUAUCAAGCUCUCUAAUGGCUUAAUAAUAACGAGCUGAUCAUUUGAAUCAGGUGUGUUGGAAACAUCCAAAACAUGCAGGACAGUGGUCCUCGAGGACGGGACUUGAGAACGAAUGAUCUAGAGAAACAGCUGAAGGAGCUAAAAAUCUCUUUCCUGUCACAAAUUUACCAUGUUGACUCAGUCUGAAUCAUUUUCAUUGCUUUGUUUUCAUCCCGUCAGCUCGCAUACUGCACAUCGGUCAAGAUUCAGUGAAAUAUCUACACUACAGCUUAAAUAGAGCGAAUAUCAGACCUGCAGUUGUUCAAACACGACUCUGUAAAUGUUACAGUAGUUACGCAUCAGGUCACGGACGAGUCUGGCAUGUUUACUUUAACUGAAAUCAUGAUUGUGUUGACCUCAUUCAACUCCUUUCUGCUGCUCUUACGUACACAGAAAAUCUCAAAUUGCAGAGUCAAAACUUGAUUCCUCAAUACUGGAGAUUUUGGCUCGUGGCUUAUUUAAUAGGUUAGGGAAUUUUUCAACAUGUGGCAAAGAAACUGUGGGUUUUAUGGUAACAGCGGGGAACAUCGUGAAGUGGGUUGAACUGAAACUUGUUGACUUAUUGUGUAUUUCACAAACUAGUUUAUUUAACGUUGAGGUGGACCACUCUCCUCCAUGCGUCACUGUGAGGUAGUUAGUGGAUGAAGAUUGUCAUGAGGUCGCUGCGCCAUCUACAGGAUAAGUUGGGGAACUUUUCAAAUGGUGGAACAGUUUCAAAGUGUAACUAAAUCUUAUUCUCCGCAUUUUAUUUCUGAAAAUAUCGAAGAAAAUCGGCGAGUUUUUGCCGAUUACCGAUUAGUCUCAAAAGGGCUAAAAUUGGCCGAUAAAUGGGUCGGGCCCUAGUAAACACUGACUAUUAAAGUAUGAAAUUAUAGAUAUUUUAAUUAGUACAGUGGAGUGUCAGGCCUCUUUUCUAGCCUGUUAUGAUAAGGCCGAGGUGGUGACAACUUAUUCAGGCAACCAUGACUGUGAAUAGCCAAGAGGGAACAGAACUGGAAAUUGUUUCAAGUGUUGGAAUCAUUUAAAAAGUUCUGGUGAGUGUUUGGACCUUUGCAACAAACUUUAAAAGAUGAAAUACUUAAAGAGAAAAUCAUUAAAAUGUUAAACGACAUGGAGAAGAUUUUGAGAUUCCUGCAGGAUUGGAUCUCUGCUGACAGUGACUGACAGCUGUUUUAUAUGGAUGAUGCUCUUCAUGAGGAGGAGGCAUUAUUGAUCUGCAGAGGGGCCCCAGGGUGCAGCUGGUGUUCAAACCAAAGAGCCAAACUCUCCCUUAUGAAUCAGACCUGAGUGGAUUAUUCAUGCAUAAAGGUAGCUCAUUGAUUUGCUCAUCAUCAGGCGUAUUAACGUCUUUGUGUGGAGUAUCGGGAGAACUUUUCACUCUUACUGUUCAGGCGUACUGCUGCUGUCACCGGUGUUUUACAUCGUCCCUAAAGCCAGACUCUUUGUGUUGUUAAACGCAGUCCUUGUUCUUGUCUUGAACUAUUUUGCCGAUGUCCUUCAGACGCUAGAAUAUUGUGUCUGCCUAAGCUUCCCCAGCUCCUCAGACAGUAUGCAGAGGCGGGGCAGACAUAGGCUGGCAUCUCUCCCAUGCUCAUAUUGAUAAGAAGCAGAGGUGAGUGCUUCUGUGAUGUUGAGGAAAGUGGGUCACAACUUACGCUGAAAACGUUUUAUCUGAACUGACAACAGAGGAAGUCGCUGGCUGUAAAAACGAGACUCAUCCUCGCUCGUGGAAACCUAUGGACUCAUCGCAGUAUCGGCUUUAAAAGGCUGGACUCACUCCUGGGAUCUUUAUCAGACAUGUUUGUUUAUAUGAAGGGUUCACAUCCGCUCCAUGAUCAGCUGUGUCUUUUCUUUUGUCUGGUGUUGUCAUAGGAUAUAAUUCAGUCUGGGAGCCUAGAGGAAAUCUGCUGCUGAGUUAUGUUUGAGUCACAAAGCUUCAUGGUCGCCGAUGCCCUCUAAUGUGGUGUUAGUAAAUAACCUUUGAACCCUCGUCCGUCUUUCCAGGCCGCAGAAUAUCGAGCUUGGUGCCACGGGGGGAGCCUCCAAAAAGGACAGCAGCAACAUGGACGACAUGACUGUGGAGCAGAUCACCAUGAGGGCCAACCAAGUGACUGAUGAGGUACUGAGUCACACAGAGAGAGAAUCUCUCUUCCCUCUUUCUCUUCGUUUUUAUUUCUGAAUUUGAAACUUGCCUUAAAGGGAUUUUCCUCUAACCUAAAUAUUCUGUUAUCAAAUGCUACAACGACAAGCUGGAGACAGAAGUCGAGGUGGAACUGAGAGUUUUUGAGACAAGCUGAGCAUCCAGAUAGACCAUAAGUUGUAGGAGUGUUUUGAGAAGUUUCUGAGUAUGUUUUGAUUGUGUAUAUUUCUAUUACUCUUUAUUUUUAUGGAUACUUGCCUGGUUAUGCUCUCUGACACUUCCCUACUCUUACACAAACAGCAAAAGCGAUCGAAACUGGAAAAAAAGGGAAACCUCAAGCAGACACUUAGGCUGUGUCUGAAAUGGAUCCCUAACCCCUACAUAGGCGACUACAUGGGGGUUAGCGCCCUUUUGAAGGGUGUCCUAAACCUGAGUGAUCAAUUCCAGUGCCCCAUAUAGGCGACUCAAAAUUUCCCAUAGAGCAUUGCAAAAUGUAGUGACCAUCCGAUGGUCACUCAUCAGUGGUGGGGCAUCCCGUCAUGCAUUGCGUCAUGCCAAUGCUGUUACCAGACAGUAGUGUUGUAGUACUUGAGAUCGGUCUUUUUGGAGGAUCUUGAUGUCGUCUCAGAAUCGAAGGCAUUUUCACUCUUGUGUCUUGUCUCGGACUCGGUCCUCUCUGGUCUCGGUUGGUGCGGUCUUGACUACAACACUAGUUCCCAGGGAAGUCUUAAAUAACGUCAAGAAAGUCUUAAGAUGUCCUGAAAUAAAUUGUAAAAGUGUACAGCAAUAAAGUUUUUUGUUGUUGUUGUUGCAAAAAGCUAGGAUAGACGGCUCAAAACCACACAGGUUACAGGAUUUUUUGUAUUUUUUCUUCCAAACUUUAUUUGAAAUCACAAUAUUUUGUACAUUUUGAUUUAAUAGAAAUACAUAUCAAUCUGCAAAGAACUCAUAUAAAGAAAUUAGUGCCUGCAAUCGAAACAGCACAAGCCCAUAACACAUUAACAAGGUAAAAAAAUAAAAUAACAGGAGGUGACAUUUCAACAAAAAGUGCUUUAAUCGUGUAAAAGAAAUAGGAUUAAAUUAAAGAGUAAGAGACUUUGACAUUGUCUGAUACGGUUCAUUCAUAGACUGAUUCUCCUCUAAUGCACAGAUUAAAGAUGUAGUUUGCAGAAGCAGUCCAAAGCUAAAAAUAUUUUCAUUUCCAGAACCCUUUAAAGUAACUCAUUAAAACAGGAGCUGACUGAAGCAUGUGCCUGCCACGUUUUUUCCCCGUAUGUAGAAAACAUCAAACUCUUUUUAAAAUGCCAAGAAAAACCGUGAUCUCAUUUUCUUUUACAUGCAAAGCUGCGGCAUUGACAAAUACGUGAAUACUGUGAUUUGCAUGUCGAAAUAUUUUGUUCAGUCACACCCACCGUAACUGAAAACAAUCCAGAUUGAUCACAGCUUUGAUUGAAUAAUCAUUUUAGCCGCCAUCGUAGUGAAGGCGGCACAUUUUGGCUCGCUUUGAAAAGCUUCAGUAGGUGGAGAAUAAAUAAGCCAUCUUGGGGAUGCUUCAGCGCAGAACAGAGAGAGAGAAGAAGCUGUGCAGCGUAAUUGUAUUCUUUGCAUACACACACACACACACACACACACACACACACGGUUUGUUAUUUAGCUAAGCAUUUAUAGGAAGCAUGUGAAGCUUUACGCCUAAUUUAGCCUGAUGGCUCCCUUACCCCUCUGCGGUUCUGACAGUUUGAAUGUCGUCAGCUAUAUCUAAGCGUUUUAUUAUCAAGGAGAUAAUUGUUUAAUCAGCACUCCGGGGCAUCAUAUGAUCAACCAUCUGAUUCAAAUGGAAGCAAAUUAACCGACUCAAGCCGGGCUGGUCGCUGCGCUCUUUACCUUCCUGUGAUUUUGACUGUUUAACUUUCCUCUCUUGUAUCUUCUCUCCUACGUGUGCUUUCUAAUCUAACCUGCACAUUUCUGUUUUUUUCUUCCUUCUCUUUCUUCUUUCUGCUGCCGCCUCGUUGACUUAGCAGAUCUUAGAGAGGGCGUGGGCGUGGGAGGGUCCUUUGGGUAACCGCUCAUACCUGAAACUCUCAGAGCAUGGCUGGUAAUGUAUCAGGGCAACAUCGGCAUUCAUUGUGAUAAGAUUGUUACCCGAGCUGUUUUUUUGUAUCAUUUCAAGGUUGUUGUCCACGUUCAGAAGUUCGACACUGUGUCAAAGUUUUCAGAUGCAUUUGUUGGUGUGCUACUAUCUCAUUGUUUUGGCGUGUUGCUGCCAAUUAAUCCCCGUAGUGAGCUUUUCUGCCUUCAUUUGUAGUAGAAAAACGCUUGAAUUUCCGAGUAGAAAGCCUUGCAUGUACUUUGCUGGAAACCUGCACGUGCCUCAUCUAUCUGUACUUCCAUUAAAGCUGUCCCAAACAAAUGAUAAAAAUACCACGCCAUUGUCCCGCUCUCAAAGAUUUCUUCACAGCAUCCCAAUCUGGAAAACUUGGCUAAGACUGCGAUUUCAGGCUUAAUUAGCCAAGUUCAAGGAUUUUAGGAGACAUAAUGUAAUGUUUAUCCACCCAAGUGAUGUUCUGGCUAAGCCAACAGAAACCUGGCCGAGCCCGGCUCUUCUCUCUCGCCAAUUCUGUGUUUGUCUUUUUUUUUAAUUCUCAACUCGCUGAUUAAUGUAUUCAGAGCAAAGCUUCCACAGAGAGAAGGAGGAAUCUGGUCCCCACUCUCUCUUGUUAACAGUUCAUUAGCGGUGGUAACAAUGGAGUCAUGCCCCCAGUCGCUUCCGCGCUUCGCUCUCCUUUUGGAGGCUCUGCUCUCUUCACAGCUACGGUCUAAUAAUAGAGACACUAAGGCGGAACUCACCUGAACUGACUGCAUUCCUGUUUGCCCUCAACACUAAUGUGACUGCAUGUAUGUUGUCACUGUCUGACUAUUAGAUUAUUAGCAUGUGUGUGAGGCGUGUGUAACGUCACAUUACUGGAGAGAGUAAAGACACGGUGACAGACAGAGAUUAGACGAGAAUGUUUCAGCUGUAAAUCCCGAACUUCAUCCUCACUCAGUGUUUUUUCCAAUUCUUCUAUCGUGGAUUUAACAGCAGAUUAUCAAAAGUUGAAGCAUUAAAUAAAACAGAAACUUGAGAUCAUUAAGUUGAUAUUCAUAUCAGUUAUAAAAAAGCAGAAAAUCCUCACAAAGAAGAGGUUUUAAAAAUUAAAAAUUUGACAUUUUAAACUAUUAAUCAAUCAACUGAAACAGUUGAAAUACAUUUCUUAUUGAUGAAUUAUUUAAUUGCGUUAUAUUCAAAGCUCGAGAAGAGGAGCUGCUAAUGAAAGUUGGUUUUAUAAAGCAUCAGAAAUACAGAUAAAUAUUUAACAGAGUUUUUCAAAGCUAUGAAGCAAAAUCACUCAGAACUAAGAGGCUGAAAUAAUCAACUUUGAUGAUUUCUACGUAUUUAGGUUUUAUUUUUUUUAGUCUUAUCAACCUUAUUGAUUUCCAUAUGAUUUCAGCACUUUGUUAAAGCGGUGAAGAGGUGAGUGUUAGUGUUAGUGUUGGAUUAAUCACAAAAUCAUGUUCCUGCCUCAGCUAAUGUGUACCACAGGGCUUCACUGAUCUAUAGAACUAUUAGAAAAGGGUUCAUCUGAGACUGAAAUCAAUCUUUUGACUCAGAGGAGCUUCUGUAUGCAAGAGCAGGUUUUGAGACUGAGCAGGGUCUUAUAGCUCAAAGCCCCAUGAGAUGUUUCUUCUCAGGUAUGUUCGCCAGCCUUUUAAACAUUGAAUGAAUAUUAAUGUUGCAGCUUCCUCCAUGUUCGUCUUAUCAUCUGCAUCUUCUCAUUUGUCUUAUCCCUCUUAUCUUGCUCUCCUUCUUGUCUCCUCAUUCAUUCCUUUCUGUGGCUGGUUUUGUUCUGCUCUGUCUGUCACUCUCAUGCUGUUUAGGUUUUUUAUUUAGCCUUUAAUGUCAGCAGUGGAACAGUAGAUGUAGACCCCAGUCUGUGUUUGACAUGUGGUCCAUCCUGAAUCUCAUCUCAGACUGUGAUUUCAAUCAAAGCUGGUCCAGAAAGGUUUGAAUGCCCUCAACACUCGCUGAACUCCUCGUCUUUUUUUCCUCCACAGUCACUGGAGAGCACGCGGAGGAUGCUGCAGAUGGCAGAGGAGGUGAGACUGGAACAUUUUACUUCUGUUACGAACACAAAAGCACACAGUCCGCUGUCAUGUAACUGUUGAAGGACCAGCUCGGUCAGGAAUCAAGAAUUAGAAGAGGGGAGAUUUUUCGGUCAUCUGAGCUGGUCUUGUUUUGCAUUUACAAAUGAGUUUCAUUACUGUUGAGAUAAAAGUGUUUUUAAUAAAGCCGUGAUUACUGUUUUGGAAAAUAAGUCUGAGUAUUACGAGGACAAAGAUUGCUUCAGUGUUUAGGGACUAUUGUCUUUAUUAUUGUCGUGUUUUGUUUCUUUUGUAUAAUCUGUCAAACUUGUUCUUUGCUCCGUCUCCUGCUAAAAGCUUUAGGAAGACUUUUUUUGGACGUCCUUUUCACGCACGGUUGUUUUAUUGAUUUGUCUGGGAUGUAUAUUUUCUUGACACAUAGGGAAAUGAAAAUGAAAUAUACAAAUGACAGAAAACUAAAUAUGAAACUUCAUAUUCCAGUGUUGAAUAUAGAAAAAGUGUGUUAUCCUUUCACUGCUUGUGAAACUGUAUUUCUUCUUUUUCUUUCCAGAGCAAACAGACCGGCGUCAACACGAUGGUGAUGUUGGACCAGCAAGGAGGUAGCUGCUCAAUGUUGACACCACAGUAGUUAACUGGAGCAAAACUGAGCAGAUAUCACUGUACCAUCAUACAAAUGCUGUUAUUCCAAUUCUCUAGAAGAUUUCAAAAUCAGGCAACUGGACUGUGAAGACAUUUUGCCUCUUAUCCAAGAAGCUUCUUCAGUUCUAAAUAUUGCUAGUGUGAGGAGCAGAUAUUUAUCAGAACACUCAACCACCGGGCUGAGAACAUUCCCACAAAGAAAGAAGGAAAAGGAACAGAAGCACAUCAAAAAUGCCCCGACGACCUGUGGAUACCCUAAGUGGGCCUUUGUGAAGAACAGAAAGAGAAAAAACACUGAAAGGAUCUUUGGCAAACACCACAUUCCUGUUCACUUCAAGCCUGGUAACACACUAAGGCAGAAGCUAGUCCAUCCCAAGGACAAAACACCGAGACAUAAACAGAGUCAUGUGGUAUAUGCCGUCCAGUGCAGCGAGGAACGCUCGGACCUGUACAUUGGGGAAACUAAACAACCGCUUCACAAGCGCAUGGCUCAACACAGGAGAGCCACUUCCUCAGGUCAGGACUCAGCUGUCCACCUUCACUUAAAGGACAAUCAAGGUCACUCUUUUGAGGACAGCAAUGUACAGGUGUUGGCUCGAGAGGACAGAUGGUUUGAAAGAGGAGUUAAAGAAGUCAUCUUUACCAGGCUGGAGAAACCUUCUCUGAACAGAGGGGGUGGACUCAGGCACAACCUCACAGGCACUUACAAUGCAGUUCUCAGCUCUCUCCCCAGGAAGCUCCACAAACAUUCACACAUGACAGAGGUCGUUAACGGGGGGGAACACCCAGAGAUGGGUUUCUAUGACCCAUUCUUUCAGACUCCUCCCAGUCGUCGUUUUCCCCUUCUCCAGUAAGAUAAUUAUCUGCUCCUCCCACUAGCAAUAUUUAGAACUGAAGAAGCUUCUUGGAUAAGAGGCGAAACGUCUUCUCAACUCUACACAGUCCAGUUGCCUGUUUUAAGUCUUCAAGAAAACCAUGACCUGGCUGAAUGAGAAUCUACAUGAGCUGUUAUUCCAAAUUUUGUACAUUUUGAGGUGAUUUAAAAAAGGAAGAAACGCCCUCAUUUAACAUUUACAGAGAAUCCAAACAGUCUGGUGCCUUCACGGACGUGCACAUAUUUUCAGAUAUAGAGUAGAAGUCAGUUGUGCUAACUUCCCUCUGUAGCUGUGAGCGUUUAGAAAAGAUACUGAGUAAUAAAAGAGAGAUCGUGUGCACAUAAAUCUGUGUUUUAAGCACUUAGUCACAGUGUAACAGAAACACUUCCCCAGAGGGAGGAUGUUGAAACUAAAUGAAAAUAUCUGUGUUAGUAGAAAUAAUUUAGUGUUGUUAGUCGUUUCUGUAACUUCAUGUGUGUCCGCUGUCUUUGAUAUGUGUUCCCAGUGUGUAAAAACCCUGAUUUUUUCAUGAUUAGUUCACUCGUUCUACCUGCGGUGCUCUCUUUUAUCAUCUUUAUCCCGUUUUUCCUGUCGCUGCAAUGACCCAGUUACCGACCCAUUUUAGGAAUCCUCGCAGGGAUAAUUAAAGUUUAAUUAAAUCUAUUCCCGAAAUUGAUUAAUAAAGGUGAUAAACUAAACAAAAUUAACAGUAAAAACCAGUUCCUGCUGCAGAAAAAGUUCCCAUGUAUAAAAAAAAUAAGAGUGUGUGACAUGGUGUUGUGGUACCUUUGUGUGUUUCAGAGCAGCUGAAGCGUGUAGAAGAGGGCAUGGACCAGAUCAACCAGGACAUGAAACAGGCUGAGAAAAACCUGACUGACCUCUCCAAGUGCUGCGGCCUCUGCGUCUGCCCCUGUGACAGGUACAGCGUGCACUCAGAGCCCAUCCAGGCCCCAGAUCCCUCAUGUGUGUCAUCGGGCGUUUUCUUCCUCCUUGUUGUGUGCCGUGCUUCUCUCUUAGGAACUUAUUUUAGCAGUAAUAAUAUUCAAACUCAUUUAUGCAACAUUUUUCAGACAGGGCAAGCAGCUCAAAGGGCUCUACAAUAAAAUAAAAAGCCAGGAGAAGAAAUGAAAGAGAGGCAAAUUUAAAAAAAAAAAAAAGUGCAAAUGCAGCGUGUUGAAAUCAAGCAACAAACAAACAAAGCAGGCACCUCAAAGGAAGAGCAGAUUUCUGCGAAGAACAACAGACUGUGUGAAAUAUGUUGGUCUUAAAAGCGGUCAGCAUUUCCGAUCCAAAGCCCAAACAGACUGUUUUCUAGAUCCUGAAAGUUUUUGAAAAAACAAAGAGGGACAACAAACAAAACUAAUACCAACAAAGACUGACUGUAAACCAGGAGCCUUUUAAACUUUCAAAUCUCUCCUUCUAGAUGUAUACGUUGCCAAUGCCAUAGAUGCUUACUGAUGCUUCCUCAUACCAUCAGGAGUGCAGGCCCAUGUUUCCAAAAAGAGAGUCAGAAUUUGACGCUAAUAUUUUGUGUCAGUCCAUUCCCUCUCUGCACAGUUUCAGCCUGCGUUUGUGGACUAAAAAUAAAUGUGUGCGAAUUGUAGGGAUGUUCCCAGCGGUUAAUUUCACUGACGUUUAAACGACCAUUUUGAAACUGAAUAUUCAAAUACACGAAAAUUAAUGAACUCCCAGAAAAAUAGCCCAAAUUGAGCACAUGUCGAUCUACAUGGCCAGAUAUCAUCUGAAAUAAAUAUGAAGAGUACAUGAAAGCCAUACAUAUAAUAUUAAAAUAUGUUACAGAAUCUUAUUUUAGCGCUGGAGAAUGACAUAAAGUAUGUGAAAGAUCAAAGUAAUUAAGCUCAGCUCCGCUGCGCUCAAGCCAAGCAGCCAUAAGCACAAAAUGAAGAGUCUUCAGAGUCGGACAAAAUCACGUUCAACAACGUUUAUUUUCUAAACUAGACUUAAACUUUGCUGUUUUUUCUUACCGACAUCUCUCUGGCUGAUCGCAUGUGUUGAUUCACUCUGAGGAAGUUAACCCACGAUGCCAUGCAUGCUGCAGGCCAGAGCAGCGAGCCCAGAGCAGCGAGCCAGGCAGAAAGAGUCGCACGCAAAUGAUCCACACAUUUGAGCUUGUUUAAUGCACACUUUUAUUAAGACAUGAUGGUAAAAACGUAAUUUAAAAAAAAUAAGCUUUUUUUUCGCUUUUUUCUUUUCUUUUCUUUUUUUUUAGAAUAAACAAAUAUUAUUUACUAAACGGAUAGUGAGGACAGCCCCGUUUACACGUAUAACCGCGCAUAUCCCUAGCGAAUUGUAAAAUGUGUUUAGGGGCUCGUGUGGAGGAAAAAAAAAAUUAGCCGAGACGACAAAUGUUUUUUCAUGUAAAUACCACGGUGAAGUUAGUUUCAGGUUGGAUAUCUAAAGGACAUUCACGGCGGAUCUACCGGUGUCUUCUCACUCUCCAUAAUCGGGAAUAGCAACAACAGCAGUGCGGUUAAAUCUUCUCGGCACCCUCCCUGUCAACGUCAGGUGUUGAAUAAGGGACUGUCAAUAAAUUACCGGUUGAUUUUCUCAAAAAAGGCUUUUUUCCUUCAAUAGCUUCACUGUCACCAACUGACCUAAAAUUAAUUUAAAAUAAUAGUACUUAUGUGUGCUCCUUGUGAAAAAAGUCAGAGUCAAGCCCUCUCCUGUCUGUUUUGGAUGACGAGAUCACAGAGAUCUAGUCUUGGAUUUGGACCUUGUGCCUUCUGCAAAGAGAUUUUCUGAAUUUUCUUGAAUCGUAUCGUGUAAAUCAUGAGGCCCCCAAACUCCCCAAAUGCUUUUUUUUUUUUUCUUUCUUUCCUGGAACCCUUACUUGACUUUUUCCGCCUAGCAACAGCAGACCACGCUCGUCGGGUUUGUGGUGAUGUGAGCAGCUUGCGAACCCACAGAAGAAGUUUGAAGCGAGUGUUUAUAACCUGCGGCCGCUCUGUGACACUUUUCUCAACCUUAAGUAACAGUGAGAGUCAGCGACACUGAUCCAAUCUGAAAGCGUGAUUACAUGUGAACACAGCAUGAACUGCAGCCCCCGUUCACAAACACGGCAGGUAAUGGAGUGUGACGGGGAGAGAAGGAAAUACAAAUCUACAUGUCAAAUGUGUCCUUUUUGCUCAAUAGACUUUCUUAUACAAUUUGGUGGUUCUCCAAGUGGCAGGUGCUCUGCUCUGUGCUCAGCAUACGUAAAACUCUUUGAAUAGCAUCAGUGUGUGUGUAGAAAGAUGAUACCUGGUUCUAAAUUUGACCCCAAAUCUCCCCAAAAUGCUUUCACACUGGAGCAGAGGAGGAUUCUUUGAUGAGUACCAUAAGAUAAGGUAGGGGAUCAUUAUUGUUUGUAGGUAGAAAUCUGGAUUGUACUAACCUCUUGUGCAUGCGCUUUAGUGUGAAUUAGAAAUGUAGUUUUAUUUGAAUAAAGAGUUUUGAUUGUGUAGAAAAGCCUCUGAAAUGAUGUUUUGUUUUCUCUUCCAGGGUGUCCUCAAUCGAGCACGAUUCCCGGUACAAGCGUACCUGGGGUAUCGGAGGAGGUGAAGGCGAUGAGGCCAACGGCUCCAAAGUCGUCUCCAGGCAACCAUCAGCUGUCCGCAACGGGCAGGCUGCACAGGGCGUCUCCUCAGCACCAUCCGGCCCAUACAUCAAGAGGUGAGGUCCAGAAUGUUGUCUGAAUCAGGUUGUUGAUUUAGAAACCACACACAAUUCCCCCCACAGCCGCGAAGGACAGAUUGAAUAAUAAACCCUCCUUCCACGUGUGCGCUGCAGGGUAACUAACGACGCACGUGAGGACGAGAUGGAGGAGAACCUGGACGCGGUCGGCGGCAUUAUUAGCAACCUGAAAACGAUGGCCGUGGACAUGGGCAGCGAGAUAGACAAGCAGAACAAACAGAUCGACAACAUCACUUCCAAGGUUAGAGUCCCGGAUGAAUCUGAUUAUUUUCUCCCUCUAAACUCUUUGAUCAGACUUCAGACACACAGGGUCUGUCAUUUAAUCGCUCUGAGUCCCUCCAAAAUAAAACGUCCUGAAAUUAUUAUAAAAAAACAAACACAUCAAACGUGGACAAAAACAAUGAGGAGGAGGAGGAGGAUUAUCGCUCCACAUUUACCGUGUAAACCCUGUGGAGUCUUCCACCAGCAGGAACAUUACAGAGAUGUUCUGAAAUCCUCCUUUUUCCUGGUAAAACAUGUGCAUGUUAUUGAUUUAUUUAUUUUAUUCUGGAGUAUGUAAAUCCAUGUGAAGUUGGUGGCAGUCUUCUUUCUCUCUAUCUCUUUUUUUGGCGCACUGCUGAGGAUCUUGGUGUAUUAGCACCAUCUGUAUGAGACUGAGACGAGCGUGAAACAAAUGGCGCGACCGUGUGUUGUUUCCUACAUGUGCAUAAAACAUCCUCCAGUCUGCAGUUAAAACAACAAAAAACAACUUUUAUUUCAUUUUUUUUAACUCUCCUUUCUUUCUGUUUGUCUUCUUCCAGGCGGACAUGAACAAAAUGCGCAUCGAUGAGGCGAACCAGAGAGCCAACAAACUCCUCAAAUAGAUGUGAACCAACUUGGAGCUUCUGUCGCUGCUCACACACAAACUCCCACUUCUUCUUCUUCUUCUUCUUAAAAAAAGAUACAUUCUUUUUCGGAGGAUAAUUUUUCCAUCAGUUUGCACUAAAAAGUAAUUCUGCGUUGAUACCUUAAAACAUAUUGUGAAUUUAAACCCCCUUAUGAUGGUCAUGUCGGACGCUCAGGCGGGACAAACUGCGUGAUAGAGGAAGUGUGUGACAACCACAGACACACUCAGCCUGACGUGUCACAUUUCAACAUUCACAGAUACGGAAGCAGCUGCUUCUCUUUCGAAGUUACUUUCUUUUUUCUUCCUUAUAGUCAGCGUGUAUGAAUCCUCUCUGUGUGUGGGCUCACAGAUCUAAACUCUUCUCUAUCUUACAGAUUUUAUUUAUGUAUCACCCUCUCUUGGUCUCUCUACCUACAUACAGUUAAAAUAGUAAAAUCUAGGAUCUUUAGUCGACAGCGAAGCUAUUUUCUUCCAUUCUUAUCGGGGAAGUGUCAUUGUAUGGUUUGUGUUAUUUUGCUUAUUUAAUUCUUCCUUAUUAAAAGCAGAAAUGACGUGUGAGUAAAGUUGUUUUUUAACACUUUGUUCUCAUGUCAUUUGUGCCUUUUUGCGUUUCAAAUGUGCUUUGGAGUGAGUCACGGCGAAGUCUUUCAUGCUGGAAUUCAAAGCACCUACCCCUGAAUGAAUGAAGCAAUUCAAUGUUGUUUUUGUAACUCUCUCUAAGAGCUCAAGAGUCAAGGUUGUUAAUAUUUUCAUGAAACUUGUAACCUGGUGUUAGAGAAUUAAUAUAUACCAAUCGCUGGUGGAGGCAGGUCAGUUCAUCAUUUCCUCCUCCAAGGUUUUUAGUUAACAUCAUAACAACCUCGUAAUGUUGACUCUCUCUUUUAAUUCUCUGGUAAUCUAACGUCUCCAUUACCUCUCGCUUAGUAGAGAUUCAUGGCGCCCCAGAGGAGGUUUGACAGCAUAUGCAGGGUCUCCUAUAAUAUAAGCGUGGGGCUCCUCAGAGAAUUAACUUCCUCUAGUUUGAUAACUAAAACACAAGGAUGUCCCUUCUCAGUUUCAGCACUCACUCAUUAGGGCAUUUGUUGCAGUCCUUUCACGACAAAACCAGCCUGGGGUCUUUAAAUCAAAGUUUAGACGUCCAGACUUGCAGAAACUCUGUCACUGCCUUUUAGAUCAUCCACGGUUGUGUUGUAACAGCCGGUUUAUCCCAAACUCCUAUUUCUGCAUCUGUUUUGUAAAUAGCCAGCUUGCACAGCAGAGCUUCCUUAAAAAGAUAACAUCUGAUGAUGGAAAGCAUCAUUUGUUUUUGUCGACGCAGAAGCUGCCGAGGCUGAGAAAUUACUGCUGGCAGCCAGACACAGAAGUCUACAUGUAAAUGAACGAUGUUCGAGGAGGUAAAUGCAGAAGCAGAGAAAGUCCUGGCGGGCUGUUAAGGCACCGCUGUGGAAAAUUGGCUAAUGAUGAAGCGAUACAGUAUGCUGAAAGUAUCUCUCAUGAACCUUCUGGUGUAUUUGCUUUGAAGAAAAAUGAUCAUUUGUGUGCUCUGCUUCAGGCGUACACCUACUGAGUUAGUAAAGAUUGAAAUGGACUGAUAUCAGAGUUCUGCACGGCUAUAAGUGAUCAUCCUCGGCCUGUAACGUGUCAGCUGAGAUCUAAUUAGUCCAGCCUGAGGCUACCUCGCUGUCUUGAGGCUGUUUACUCAUCGAUUUACCAACAGCCACUGGAAUGUAAAAGCAACAGUAUGUCUAUUUUAAUAUGUUUAUAUGCAGCUUCACCUUUUCUGAAAUUAGCUCUGUUAUCGGACAACAAUGUAAAAAUGCCUUUUUUCCACACCUGCCUUUGUAUAAUUGUUUGUAAUCAAUAAAUCUAUUCUGAAAAUUCUU